AUGCCCUGGCACUUCACCAACUUGGCGACGGGCAACAAGGUCGAGCUAACGGGUCCCAUGUUAAUGACGCUCGGCAGUACCUGGGCCGGUUCACUGUGCGUGGGCACCACCAUCGGCUACACGACGGCAGCUCUCACGAGCCUCGCCGGCGGCUCCACCGGUCACAAGUUUGACACCGCUCUGCAUGGCGUCUGGUUCGUGACGUUGCUGCACGUGGGCGCCAUAACGGGCUGCAUCAUCGCGGCGCUGGUGGGCCAGUCCAUGGGACGCCGCUUUGCGCUUCUGGCCAGCGCGCUCGGCUACUUUUCGGGCUACGGUAUCAUGUCGGUGGCGCGCUCCGACUACCUGGUGCUGUUCGGGCGGUUCCUGACAGGUGUCGCCACUGGAAUGGUAUCCCUGUGCUCGCCGUCUUUUCUGGCCGAGAUCACACUGCCAGAACAGCGCGGAACGGCGGGUGGCAUACUGCAGGUCUGCCUCACCAUCGGCAUCCUGUAUGCGAACGUGAUGGGCCGCUACCUGAACUGGGACGGUCUCGCGUUCCUGACCAUGGCCGCGGCCAUCCCCCUCGUCGCCGCCUGCCAGUUCGCAGUCGAGUCGCCUCGGUGGCUUAUGCUGCAAGGCCGCAAGGCGGAAGCCAUCGAAGUGCUCGGCAAGCUGCGCGGACCAGCGGCCAAGGUACUGCAAGGGAACAAUGAGGAUGGGAGCCUGAAAUAUAGCCGGAACUGUCACGCACGCGCGGCCCUCUGUCACGGGCCAGAUGAAGAACUGGCGAACGUGCAGCUGGACGAAGAGUGGGCCGACAUGGAGACUGUGUUCUCGACAGUGCCCACGCCUCCGGCUCACAUCCUGAUGGCCAUGCACGCGCACUUCACCCAGCAGUUCUCCGGCAUCAAUCCGGUGCUUUUCUUUUCGCAGUCCAUCUUCGACGAAGCCGGACUCACCAUCAGCGGUCAGGACACGAGCAUCAUGCUCUCCGGCUUUCUGGUCGCUUCCACCGCAGCCGGCGUGAAGCUGAUGACCGUGUUCAGCCGAAAGCGUCUGCUGACUGUGUCCGCGUACACGUGCGCUUUCGCCAUGAUGCUGAUAGCCACGCUGUACCAGCUCAGCAUCCAGGUGGACGAGACGGACCCGAACGCGCCCAUUUUGUACAUGCGCCGGCUGCCCAUCGUGUUCCUCGCGCUCUACAUAAUCGGCUUCUCGGUGGGACUCGGCCCGAUCCCCUGGCUCCUGGGCGCCGAGCUUGUGCCGAUGCGCUGCAACGGAGUCUACUCGGCCAUAGCGGCCGCCUUCAGCUGGCUCUGCGCCUUCCUCCUCACUUGGUUCUUCGAGGAACUGCACAACACGCUGCAGCUGUCCGGAUUUGGUCUCUUGUUCAGCGCGAUUACGUUCAUGGGCGGACUCCUGGUGUCGUUCUUCAUGCCAGAGACCCAGGACCGGACACUCGAGGAACUCCUGCUCGAACCGCACAGGCUCGGCCGCGAGGACGCGGCAUCGGUGACCUCCAGGGGAUCGAGGGGAUCGCGACGGUCGAAGCGUUGA
Rhipicephalus sanguineus (brown dog tick) is the source of this 1539-nucleotide messenger RNA. Its product is annotated as facilitated trehalose transporter Tret1-2 homolog. Gene Ontology annotation, biological process: transmembrane transport. NCBI's taxonomy places the organism in Eukaryota, Metazoa, Arthropoda, Arachnida, Ixodida, Ixodidae. Gene Ontology annotation, cellular component: membrane. Gene Ontology annotation, molecular function: transmembrane transporter activity. The coding region runs from base 1 to 1539 and encodes 512 amino acids. The record is from RefSeq and is a predicted model, not a curated record. The transcript is spliced from 6 exons.